Molecule: messenger RNA, 1647 nt
Organism: Lonchura striata (white-rumped munia)
Lineage: Eukaryota; Metazoa; Chordata; Aves; Passeriformes; Estrildidae
Product: keratin, type I cytoskeletal 14
Biological process (GO): intermediate filament organization; epithelial cell differentiation
Cellular component (GO): cytoskeleton; keratin filament
Molecular function (GO): structural molecule activity
Source: RefSeq, a predicted model, not a curated record
UCGCUGCUGCUGCUGCUGCUGCGCUGCCGAGCCGCCUCUCUGUGCCCCUCCAGCCUCCAGCAUGAGCACCAGUGUCAGGCAAUACUCGUCCUCCACCUCCCUCAAGGGCUUCGGGAGCCUGGGCGGCGGCUCCAGCAGGGUCUCCUCCGUGCGAGUCGGGGGAGGAGGGUACCGGGCCCCCAGCGUGCACGGCGGCUCCGGCAGCUACUCCGUCUCCUCCCGCGUGGUCUCGGGGCUCGGCGGUGGCUUCGGGGGCAGCUACUGCAGCAGCGCAGGAGGGGCCCUCGGCGCGGGCUUUGGGGGCACCUAUGGGGCCGCCUUUGGAGGAGGCUUUGGGGGAGCCUUUGGAGGAGCCUUUGGAGGCGGUGACGGCAUCCUGCCGGCGGGGGAGAAGGAGACCAUGCAGAACCUCAACGACCGCCUGGCCGCCUACCUGGACAAGGUGCGGGCCCUGGAGGAGGCCAACACCGACCUGGAGGUGAAGAUCAGGGAGUGGUACAAGAAGCAGGGACCUGGUCCUGACCGUGACUACAGCCCCUACUACAGGACUAUCGAGGAGCUCAGGAACAAGAUUCUUUCUGCAACUGUUGAAAAUGCCAACAUCGUCCUGCAGAUCGACAAUGCCAGGCUGGCAGCAGAUGACUUCCGAACCAAGUUUGAGACGGAGCAGGCUCUGCGCAUGAGCGUGGAGGCCGAUAUCAACGGCCUGCGCCGGGUCCUGGACGAGCUGACCCUGUCCAGAGCUGACCUGGAGAUGCAGAUUGAGAACCUGAAGGAGGAGCUGGCUUAUCUGAAGAAGAACCACGAGGAGGAAAUGACUGCCCUGCGGGGGCAGGUGGGUGGGGAGAUCAGCGUGGAGAUGGACGCUGCUCCUGGCAUCGACCUCACCAAGAUCCUGGCGGACAUGCGGGAGCAGUACGAGACCCUGGCGGAGAAGAACCGCAGGGACGCCGAGCAGUGGUUCUUCACCAAGACGGAAGAGCUGAACCGGGAGGUGGCCAUCAACACGGAGCAGCUGCAGAGCGGCAAGACGGAGAUCACGGAGCUGCGGCGCACGAUCCAGAGCCUGGAGAUCGACCUGCAGUCACAGCUCAGCACGAAAGCGGCGCUGGAGGGCACCCUGGCCGACACCGAGGCGCGCUACGGCACCCAGCUGGCCCAGCUGCAGAUGCUGAUCACGGGCGUGGAGGAGCAGCUGGCCGAGCUGCGCUGCGACAUGGAGCGCCAGAACCACGAGUACAGGGUCCUGCUGGACGUCAAGUGCCGCCUGGAGCAGGAGAUCGCCACGUACCGCCGGCUCCUGGAGGGCGAGGACGCCCACAUCUCCUCCCAGUACUCCUCCGCCAUGUCCUCACACUCUGGCAGAGAUGUCAUGACAUCGUCCCGCCAGGUGCGCACGAUUGUCGAGGAGGUGCAGGACGGGAAGGUGGUCUCCUCCCGGGAGCAGGUGGCACUCACCACUCGCUAGGACAGUCCCUGGCUCAGGAGAGCAUUGAACUGAGCCAAGAAGUGCCUGAGGCCAUGCGUGGUCAGGUUGUGUCCCCGAAUGCUCCCUUCACCUGCUCUUCCUCAUGUGUUGCCCUCAUUCCAUGCAGGUGUCUCUGGACACACUUAAUAAAGAUUUUUCUUCUUGCUCAUGCAACUGCA